AUGGAUAGUGAUUGGGACUUGAAUCAAAUGGCAAAAGCAUUACCUCAUAUGAAAGAUACUGAUUCUAGUCAAUUUCCACCCAAAACAUCCUCUCCAACUUUAAGCCCUCAGGAACAUGGCUGGGCCAAAAAGACUGCUUACAACUACAAUGCCUAUACUAAAAAUGUCAAAGGACUAGCUAGUAUUGACGAAGUUCCAGAUUCUAAUAGUAAAACUGGUAUUUCAAAUCAAGACACUUUCGGCGGCAUUGCCACUGGUGACUGGCAUAAUAAUGCAUCGGUCUAUGUCUGGGAUGAUGACUACGGAGACGUCGGACCCGAGUUUCCUGAUCUUGAGCGCGAACUAUUUGGCUCUGAUCUCCAUGUCAAGUCUGGUAUAAACUUCAAAAAUCUAUCUAGUAUUGGAGUUGUUCAAGAGGGUGAAAUACGAAUUAAACCUAUAUUUUCGUUUAAAGAAGCUGGGCUCCACCCUGUUAUGCUAAGGAAUGUGGAGCUUGCAGGAUAUGAUAUUCCAACUCCCAUUCAACAGUACUGUCUUCCUGCAGUUUUCAAAGGUUAUGAUAUUGUUGCGUCUGCUCAAACUGGUUCAGGAAAGACGGCUGCUUUUCUGAUUCCGAUACUUUCAAAGUUGAUGGGUAAAGCCAAGAAACUUUGUGCUCCACGACCUAAUCCGGCUAAAUUCCAGCCUGGUAUAGAUAAACCUGUUCGGGCCGAGCCUUUAGUCUGUAUCGUGGCCCCGAGCCGGGAACUCGCUACUCAAAUUUUUGAUGAAGCCCGUAGAUUUUGCUAUCGUACAAUGCUUCGACCAUGUGUCAUUUAUGGAGGCUGUCCUAUCAGAGAACAAAUCAUGCAGUUACAAAAAGGAUGUGACGUCUUGAUUGGUACUCCUGGUCGAUUGGUUGAUUUUAUAAACCGCCCCAGCUUACUAACUCUCAAAAGGCUCAAAUACAUGGUUAUUGAUGAGGCCGAUGAGAUGGUUGGUACUGAUUGGGAUCAGGAAAUGAAAACUAUCAUGAGUGGUGAAGAUCAAGAGGAAGGUAAUAUUAAUUACCUAAUGUUCUCUGCUACAUUUCCGAGACAUGCUCGUCAACUCGCUAGAGAGCAUCUAGCAAUGAACCACAUACGGAUUCGUGUUGGACGCGUAGGCAGUACUCAUGCUGAUAUAAAACAGAAGAUUAUCGAAGUGCAGCCUUCUCAAAAACGUACAGUUCUUCGAGAUUACUUAUUAAAUAUGCCUCCAGCUCGUACGAUCAUUUUCGUCAAUAGCAAACGUUCAGCUGAUGAUCUGGAUGAUUUUCUCUUCAAUUCUGCCUUUCCCUGCACCUCAAUCCACAGCGACCGUACUCAACGUGAGCGUGAAGAUUCAAUUCGGGCUUUUCGAGCAGGCAAGACACCCAUAUUAAUUGCAACUGGCGUAUCUGCAAGGGGACUUGAUAUCCACAAUGUUAUGGCGGUUAUCAAUUUUGAUCUCCCUUCGACUAUGUACGGUGGGAUCGAGGAAUAUUGUCAUCGUAUUGGUCGCACUGGGCGUAUUGGGAAUACUGGUGUAGCUAUGUCUUUUUUUACUUCUAAAGACGAAGAUUUGGGACCUGCUCUUGUAAAAUUUCUACUCGAGACUCAUCAAGCUGUACCUGAUUUCCUUGCCGAUCAUAUUCCUCAAGGAUUUGAUGCAAGUGGUCACGGCGACGAAAAUCUCCUCGAUUUUGAGGAUGAUUCAGAUGUGGAGGAGGAGCAAGCUGCUGGCAAUUCAUAUUCUGACUCCGAUCCGAUAAUAAAUCAAAAUCAAUUAAAUGAGGCGGGGUAUGAGGCUCAAGGCAAAACCUCAACUCAAGCUGAGUCCUCAGAUUGGAACAAAACUAGCACACAAACAUCACAAAAUCAAAAUGAUUAUCCGCUGGUCUUAGAAACAAGAAGAGUUUCGCAAAAUGAAACCCCUCCCGUAUCGCGCCAAUUUUCAACUACAAGUAAAAAAUGCGACACUUUUCAUAAUCAUAACAAUAACUCAUUGCUAGUAACGGAAGAUAAUUCUUUUGAUGGCUGGAAUGAGACGAGUCUAUUUCCCAAGUCAUCUAAUCAGUCAGGAUGGUAG
Messenger RNA from Blumeria graminis f. sp. triticale, 2088 nucleotides. The record is from the annotation of a GenBank genome assembly. NCBI's taxonomy places the organism in Eukaryota, Fungi, Ascomycota, Leotiomycetes, Helotiales, Erysiphaceae.